Messenger RNA from Ustilaginoidea virens, 1905 nucleotides. RefSeq lists its product as uncharacterized. Gene Ontology annotation, molecular function: phosphatidylinositol-4,5-bisphosphate binding. Gene Ontology annotation, cellular component: exocyst. The record is from RefSeq and is a predicted model, not a curated record. NCBI's taxonomy places the organism in Eukaryota, Fungi, Ascomycota, Sordariomycetes, Hypocreales, Clavicipitaceae. The transcript is spliced from 2 exons. Bases 1 to 1905 code for a protein of 634 amino acids. Gene Ontology annotation, biological process: exocytosis.
AUGGCAGUCGGAAUAUCAACCGCUACCCACCAUGCAAUGGACGAAGAAGCUAGAGCUGAAGUCGAUGUACUGAACUCCCGUCUUGACAAGACCACACAGCUCACCAAGAAGAUCCAAGCUAGCCUUGGACGCCUAGAGCUUUCUGGUCAGAGUGUACACGACGUUGCGGGGCCCCUGAGUGGUGAGACCCGGCGCCUUCAGCUACUUGGGAACAAUGUUGAUGCCAUCCUUACCGCCAUCGAUCGAUUGCGUCAACCUGCCGACAACAAAGACAAUGAGGAGCAAAUAAUCCGCGCCGGGCCCGAAAAGGCCGGAUUAUCAAGUUACCUGGCCUCAUUGAAACGACUGAAUAGGUCCCAUGCAGACAUGCAGGCCUCAAACUUGAGAGCAAAUCAGAGCACCAUAACUGAGCUGACCCGACUUAUCAAUUCGGGCAAUAGCCAACUCGAAAGUUACUUUGAUAAAAUACUACGAAGUGAGACACCUCGAUCUAUUGAGCCUCUCCACUAUAUCACAAAAGACAAGCCUUUUCCUGUCUUGCCCCAGGACAAGAUUGCCCGACUAGGUCUUGUCUACACUUAUCUGGCUGGUGGACAUCAACAGACAGGACUUGACUCACCAGCGUCAAAGAUUUUCGCUGAGAUCCGGGCUCCAUAUGUUUCAUCAUCUCUUAUGAAUCUGGCGGCUGCAAGCGUUAACACAGCGAAGAAGAAGAACCCUGGAGCUAUCUACCGUGCUGGCACAAAUGGCAUAAGUACAUACGCCAGGGCAAUGGAAGCCAUGUUUUUGUCCGAGUACGAUAACAUAUGCAGCGUAUUCAAACGUGAUGAUUGGGGACCGGUAUUCCAGGCCACAUGCCAAGCGGCACUAGCGGAACUUGCGCGCACACUUCGGGAGCUCAAUGCUCAUAUUAAGAUACAUUUAAGUACCGAUUGUUAUUUGGCAUAUGAAAUAACUGAAAUCUUAUCGGCAUUAUCGGGGAACUUGGAGUCGAGGACAGGUGAACUCAGAGGCUCUCUCGCUGCUGCGUUGAAACCUGUACGGGAAACUGCGAAGUCAUCCCUGUCCGAUUUGCUUGAGGAAACCAGAAGAAAGGUGGCUGGACUACAAGCCUUACCGUCCGACGGCGCUGUAGUGCCUCUUGUGUCAGAGAUCAUGCACCGACUUCAGACCAUGGUCGAAUUCCUUCAUCCAAUAUCCAGCAUUAUGAUAUCACUUGGUGAUGGCGGCUGGAGGUUAACUGCAGGAACAAGCGGUGCUUCGGCUGAUGCCAUUCCUAGUCUUGCCUCUUUUGAUAUUGGUGCUGAUGGGGGGGAAAUAUUCGCACACUAUUGCCAGGACACUAUAGAUGCGCUUUUAUCUUCACUGGAUCAAAAGGCAAAGGUGCUACUAAAAAGCAAGGCCGUGGCUGGUGUAUUCGUUGCCAAUUGCGUAGUGACGAUCGAGCGAUUGAUAAAGGAUUCUGAUCUUGGGCCUUUAUUGCAGUCAAAAGUGGAAAUUCUUGACCAGUGGCGUAAGAAGGCCACCUCUGCAUAUACGGAUGUGUGUAGGGACUUGUCGGUUUAUCUUUUUGAUACAAUUCAUACCAACCGCUCAGCACGACCGACCUCUGGCCAGGCUGAUUCCGCAUCGGUGAUUAAGGGACUGAGCAGUAAGGAUAAAGAUAAGAUCAAAGAAAAGUUCGCCCAAUUUAACGCUGCUUUCGAUGACAUGGUUGCGAAACAUAAGUCUUACAAUAUGGAACCGGAGGUGCGAUUGUUGUUCGGAAAGGAUAUCCGGCAGAAGUUACAGCCAUUAUACGAUCGCUUUUGGGAUCGAUAUCACGAGAUUGACAAGGGUAAGGGGAAAUAUGUGAAGUAUGAUAAGUCGUCUAUUGCUGCUGUAUUUUUAAGUCUUACUUCAUGA